GUUCGUCACUCGGUUUUUCACUGCUGUUCAGCAGCGCCUGUACGAACGACCCGUUUGUGCGCCUCAUUGCGACGGCUGUGAAGUCUUUCUUCUCGGCCUGGUGGCACCGCUCUGUCAUCCGGGCCGUGUUCGUUUCAGCUUUGGACGAUGUUCGGAAGACCCUUGGAAACAAGAGGCCUUGGAACGCGGUGAAGCAGCCACUGUCGGCUCUCCUCCUCGCCCUCGGCACGAUUGGCCGGGACUUCGGACUUGAUCCAGACUGCCUGGUGGACCAGCAUGGGGUCUUCCGGGCGAUCGGCCGUUUCUCGCUUGUUGUUUUCGUAGGCAUUUGUAGGCUGGCGUGCUGGGAUGCGAUUGUGAACGAUGAGCAAG
Molecule: messenger RNA, 372 nt
Organism: Prorocentrum cordatum
Lineage: Eukaryota; Dinophyceae; Prorocentrales; Prorocentraceae
Source: the annotation of a GenBank genome assembly